Molecule: messenger RNA, 513 nt
Organism: Emys orbicularis (European pond turtle)
Lineage: Eukaryota; Metazoa; Chordata; Testudines; Emydidae
Gene: NRN1L
Product: neuritin 1 like
Exons: 3
Coding region: 1-513 (170 amino acids)
Biological process (GO): nervous system development; neuron projection extension
Cellular component (GO): plasma membrane
Source: RefSeq, a predicted model, not a curated record
AUGGGCUGCGGCUGCUGGAAGCUGCCCGCUUGGCUGGGGACAAUGCUGUUGCUGCACGUGGCUGUGGCCGAGGAUCCGGUGAGCACGGCUGGGAGGAGAUGUGACACCAUCUACAAGGGCUUUGCCGAAUGCCUCAUCAGCCUGGGGGACAGCAUGGCCCAGAGUGUCCAGAAGCAGCAGGAGGACAGUGGGCAGGACGGGCAGGAGCUGGACACCAUCUGCAGGUCCUGGGACGACUUUCACACCUGCGCCAACAGGGUCUUGUCCCGCUGCCCCGAUGAAGCUGCUGCCAUCUGGGAGUCGCUGCGCCAGGAGUCCAGGAAGAUCCAGUUCCAAGGGAACCUGCACGACCUGUGCAGCGCACGGGCCAGGCCGCCCGGCAGCGUGCGGGGCUCGGCCGCGGACGAGACUAACAAGGAGACCCUGCGGGGCUCAUCCUGGCUCCCCCGGCCGAGCCUGCUGGCCGCCCUGCCGCUCCUGGUGCUCACAUCACUCCUGGUGCCCUUCGUCUAG